AUGGCGAGCAAAUUUGUCUUAGAUUUCAAAAAGGAUUGGUCCGACCACGCGUUAUGGUGGCCGACACGUAACAAAUGGUUAUCCCGUCCCAAGCACACAUUGGACCAGUACGGAGUUCACGCGGACGCGGCUCUACACUUUACGCCGAUGCACAAACCACUGCGGAUCCAGUUACCGGACCUACGAUACAUUGACUGCAAGAUUGAUUUCUCAAUUGACACAUUCAGCGCUGUUGUCCAGUUGUGCAAGAGUCUUGGUAUAAGGCACCCAGAAGAACUAUCACUGUGCUACCCCUUAGAGCCAUCCCACCUGAAGCAGAACUACCAGAACUUGAAAGAGGCGAAGAAGAUAAAGUCUUCGCAGCCACCUGACACAAACACGUUUAUAGCAGCCACCCGUGGUUCGUCAAACAGUCUGGACAGAUCCCUGGCCUGUCCUGCUACUCCGCCCCCACCGAGAUCUCUUUCUGCUACUCCUGUAGCUUCGCAACAGAAUGGCACUUUACGCCGCUACGGUGGGCACAUAUACAGUACACAAAGCGACGGCUCCAGCGACGGAGGCUACUGUGGUACUCCGCCCAGGGCAGCCUCAAUGGAUGCUCUCGACUCUUUAGCUGAUCUCUCCCUGGCUGAUUCACCCUUAGAACCAGACAGCCAGUCGCGCGAGUCGCUCCUCACACCGAAAAGCUUGAUGGAACGCGCCAGAAUGAAUGUUGGUUGGCUCGACUCAUCCCUCUCCAUAAUGGAACAGUAUGUCCGUGAAUGGGACACCCUUCAGCUCCGCUUCAAGUUCUAUUCCUUCUUCGACUUGACGCCACGAGCCCAAGACGCUUCAAGGCUGAACCAGUUGUACCAACAGGCCCGUUGGCAGAUCCUGAACCAGGAGGUUCAUUGUACCGAAGAGGAGAUGCUCUUGUUCGCAGCUCUGCAGCUGCAAAUAGAGCUGCAGACCCUCACAGGAGGCGGUUUAGAAGCAGCAGAUGGGACUAAUGCCAAUGUCUCAGUGGCACCUGAGGACGAAAUCGAUGCAGCACUAAGCGAAUUGCAGGUUCAGCUCGAAGGUGGACCACCAACCAGACCUGAUAUCACUCAUGUGCCCGAGUUAGCCGGCUAUUUGAAGUAUAGAGGUCGUCAACGCUUCACGUUGCGCGCGUACAAGCGCGGUUGGGUGUCGUGUAGGGACGGCGAGUUGCGUAUACACAGCUCACGUGACUCCGCCGCUAAGGGCGACGCGCCGUCAUACAAGUUCGAGUUAAGGGGGGCUGAGGUGACACCAGAUGCACAUCCCGCUUCAGGUCGAUACGGAAUCAAGUUGGAGGUACCUUCCGAAGACACCAUGCAGGAAGUCUGGCUGAAAUGUGAAAAUGAAGACCAAUACGCUGAGUGGGUGGCAGCCUGCCGUUUGGGCUCCCGUGGUCGGUCUUUAGCAGAUGCGUCUUUCUCGAGCGAAGUGGCGACAGUGAAGUCGUUACUCGCCCUCCAAAGGCCGCAACCAGGCGCUGCCUUAAACCAACACAGCCUCCCACAUCUGGACCAUUUGCAGCCGGAAAAUUAUUUGGCGCCGAGAUUUCUUAAGAAACUCAAGAGCAAGUUCACUCAACGCGUGCUGGAAAGCCAUGCGAACGUCAAAGACUUGCCAUUGCUGGAGGCCAAGCUCCAGUACAUCAAGACCUGGCAAAAUCUACCAGACUAUGGACAAACUUUAUUUAUUGUCCGUUUUAUGGGACACCGGAAAGAUGAAAUCAUCAGCAUCGCCAAUAAUCGUAUUAUGAGACUUGAUCCCAGUACCGGAGACCAUAUUAAGACUUGGCGAUUCAGUACUAUGAAGGCUUGGAAUGUCAACUGGGAGAUCAAACACAUGAUGGUACAAUUUGAAGAAGGAAGUAUCAUCUUCUCCGUUCAAUCUGCUGACUGCAAGGUUGUCCACGAGUUUAUUGGAGGAUACAUAUUCCUCUCCAUGCGUUCUAAAGACGCCAACCAGAAUUUAGAUGAAGAAUUAUUCCAUAAAUUGACCGGUGGAUGGACAUAA
Pieris macdunnoughi is the source of this 2028-nucleotide messenger RNA. The record is from the annotation of a GenBank genome assembly. NCBI's taxonomy places the organism in Eukaryota, Metazoa, Arthropoda, Insecta, Lepidoptera, Pieridae.